UUCAUGGCUGCUGAGGAGAACGAGUGCACUGGGCUGGCAAAUUUUACAAGACAAAAUUCGGGAGUUGUGAAGUCAUGGGAACUGGAACCGGUCUUGGCCAAUCGUACACUACGUUUUGUAGCAAAGCUGGAGGAACAGUUUUUGUGUCCCGCGUGUGGUGGCAUUGUCUUGAACCCCCACCAGACAGGAUGUGGACAUAUCUUCUGUGCCCAGUGUAUCAGAAAAUUCAUAGACAGCAGUGACAUUUCAAAAUGCCCAAUUGACAACAAUCUGAUUAAGUCAGAGGAGGUUUUUCAAGACAACUGCUGCAAGAGGGAACUCCUCAACCUAGAAAUCUACUGCACCAACUCCCCAGAAUGUCCACACCGGACGACUCUAAGUAAUUUGCAGGAACAUCUAAAGACUUGUCAGUAUGAGCCCCUGCAAUGCACAAACAUAGGCUGUACCAAAAUGCUGGCGCGGAAAGACCUGAUGGAACAUAUUGGGAGUAUUUGUACGUUCCGCAUUGAGCUCUGCCAUCACUGCAAAAAACCUUACCUUGUGUCCCAACUGUUGGACCAUGAAAAAAACACAUGCCCAGAUGUAGAAGUUGAAUGUCCCAAUAAAUGUUCUCAGAUGAUAAAAAGGAAUAAGCUGAAAGACCAUGCAGAAGAGUGUCCAGAGGUGGAGACAGACUGCGUUUACAAGAAAUAUGGCUGCUCAGUCCGGGACAAAAGAGGCCAGGUCAAAGUUCAUGAGUACACUGAGUUCAGUUACCAUGUGCUACUUGUUUUGGAGAGCAACUCCAAGCUGGAGAAACAGGUGAAACAUCUGCAGCAGGACAUGGUGCUCAGGCAGGGGGAACUAAAGGAGAGGAACCUGCAGGUUAGCAAUCUGGACAGAGAAGUUACCAGGUGUGAUCAAACCCUCUCUGCUGUGCAGAGGUCGAUGGAAGAGCAAAAAGAACACAUAUCCAGAGUCCAGCAAGAGCUGCAGGAUCUGAGAAGUGUGUUGGGAACAGAAUUGGGCAGAGAUGAGCUUCCAGCCCUUAGGAAUUCACUGGAUUCUCUCAGGCAGCAGGUGGCUGUCACAGAGAGCCUUAGAGAACAUCUAGGGGCUUUAGAGAAGAGCUGCCAGCGUCACUCCCGUCUCCUAAGCAUCCACGCUGAGCAGUUACAAUGUAACGAGGAGCGUUUCCGGCAGCUUGAAUCCACUUCAUACGACGGCAAGCUCAUCUGGAAGGUGCGGGAUUACCGUCGGAAAAAGGAGGCCGGCAUACCCCUGACCUCGCCCCCUUUCUACACUAGCCGCAGCGGAUACAAACUCUGUGCCCGCGUGUACCUUGGCGGGGACAGCAAAGGCAGAGGCACCCACUUGUCCCUGUAUAUACUGUUAAUGAGGGGUGACUUUGACUCCCUGCUGCCCUGGCCUUUUCGCCAGAGCGUCACCAUGACCCUCCUGGACCAGAGUGGCGCUCGUAGUCACCUCAGCUCCAGCUUCACCCCCGACCCGGCCAGCGACAGUUUCCGUCGCCCUGACUCUGACACCAACGUAGCUACAGGCUUUCCCCGCUUUGUCUCCCACGAUGACCUGGAGACAGCAAGGAACGCAGUCUAUAUCAGAGAUGAUACACUGUUCAUUCGAAUCAGGGUAGACACAACAGGGCUAGAGGACCUUUAA
Molecule: messenger RNA, 1659 nt
Organism: Chanos chanos (milkfish)
Lineage: Eukaryota; Metazoa; Chordata; Actinopteri; Gonorynchiformes; Chanidae
Gene: traf5
Product: Tnf receptor-associated factor 5
Exons: 10
Coding region: 4-1659 (551 amino acids)
Biological process (GO): regulation of apoptotic process; signal transduction; regulation of canonical NF-kappaB signal transduction
Cellular component (GO): plasma membrane signaling receptor complex; cytoplasmic side of plasma membrane
Molecular function (GO): zinc ion binding; thioesterase binding; tumor necrosis factor receptor binding
Source: RefSeq, a predicted model, not a curated record